This is a messenger RNA of Penaeus vannamei (Pacific white shrimp), 766 nucleotides long. RefSeq names its product oligosaccharyltransferase complex subunit OSTC. The record is from RefSeq and is a predicted model, not a curated record. Gene Ontology annotation, cellular component: oligosaccharyltransferase complex. NCBI's taxonomy places the organism in Eukaryota, Metazoa, Arthropoda, Malacostraca, Decapoda, Penaeidae.
AGCGCUCUCGAAGGAUACCGCAUAGGCAAGCAUUUGUUGACGUUGGUGCAGUCGGUGUCACUCACGUCAGAGAGCCGGACUUGCGCUCCUUCACUCCUUCGUUUAUCUCGCUUCUACGGAUUCCUAGACACGAUGCUCGACGUCCUGUACAGCAUCCCCUUCUUCGUCCUCGACAUCCCGAAGCUGAAGCUGAAAAAGCCGUCAUGGGUGGCCAUUCCCUCCCCCAUGGCCAUGUUCGCCUUCGUCCUGUUGUCGUAUUUUCUCGUCACUGGAGGUAUUAUUUACGAUGUGAUCGUUGAACCUCCCAGUGUAGGCUCGACAACAGAUGAACAUGGACAUUCUCGGCCAGUUGCAUUCAUGGCCUACAGAGUGAAUGGACAGUACAUCAUGGAGGGUCUUGCUUCGUCCUUCAUGUUUGCGUUGGGAGGCAUUGGGUUCAUUGUUCUGGAUCAUACGCAUGUUCCAUCGACGCCAAAGCUUAACAGAAUCCUCCUCAUUAUCAUCGGGUUUGCAUGUGUCAUCAUUGCUUCUAUUGCCUGCUAUGCGUUCAUGAAAAUCAAACUUCCUGGGUACUUGAUGAGCUGAGUUGCAUAUGCUGCUACUUUAGCACUCCAAUGUGCAAGGAGUUUGUGGUCUAUGCUUUACGAUUUAAGAAAAGUUAUUCAGUUUGGAUUUUACUUUCGAAGUCUGUAAUUGCAGAUGAAGGGAACAACAUUUGAUGUAUAUUGAUUAGCAUUGUAUGCUGGAUCAUAAAAGAUUUGAUAUU